CGUGUUGGGGGAGGUGGGAAGGUGUCGUUCUUCUUUGCCAGCCUCCCCCGUCCGCCAUGUUUUCUGGCCGGGUCCUCCUUGCUCUUUCCGCGUAAGGAAAUGGCCGGGGGGUUUCAGAGAACCCAGGUGCCGUUGCCUCGGAGGAGCCCGGGCUGACGAGGCAGGGCAGCGGGGUAAACCGGAGCAGUUCUGCGCGGGGUGGGGAGGCCAUGGCGUCCAGCAGUAACUGGCUGUCGGGGGUGAAUGUCGUGCUGGUGAUGGCCUACGGGAGCCUGGUGUUUGUGCUGCUAUUUAUUUUUGUGAAGAGGCAAAUCAUGCGCUUUGCAAUGAAAUCCCGAAGGGGACCUCACGUCCCUGUGGGACACAAUGCCCCCAAGGACUUAAAAGAGGAGAUUGAUAUUCGACUAUCCAGGGUUCAGGAUAUCAAGUAUGAACCUCAGCUCCUUGCGGAUGAUGAUGCAAGACUCCUACAGCUGGACACCCAGGGAAAUCAGAGUGUGUGGCAUCCUCUUGGAGAAUACUUCAGUUGUUACAACUAUUUAUACAGGAUGAAAGCUCUAGAUGCCAUCCGUGCCUCUGAAAUCCCAUUUCAUGCUGAAGGCCGGCAUCCCCGUUCCUUAAUGGGCAAGAAUUUUCGCUCCUACCUGCUAGAUCUUCGAAACACUAGUACUCCUUUCAAGGGUGUGCGCAAGGCCCUCAUUGAUACCCUGCUGGAUGGCUAUGAGACAGCCCGCUAUGGGACUGGGGUCUUUGGCCAGAGAGAGUACCUGCGCUAUCAGGAGGCCCUGAGUGAGCUGGCCACAGUGGUCAAAGCACGAAGUGGGAGCUCCCAGCGACAACAUCAGUCAGCAGCCAAAGACCUAACGCAGUCUCCUGAAGUUUCCCCAACAACCAUCCAGGUGACAUACCUCCCCUCCAGCCAGAAGAGUAAACGUGCCAAGCACUUCCUUGAAUUGAAGAGCUUUAAGGACAACUAUAACACACUAGAGAGUACUCUGUGAUGGCGUUGAAGGACUUGCUGUUGAUGGAGCCAGAGAGACUGCAUUGUGCUUGCCGGGUGCCCCUCAGGUCAUCUGGAUCAGCAGGCCCAGGCUGGAUCGGCUGAAGCUCCCGGUCGUGUCCAGAGCUCUUAGAGCUCAUGCCUAGAGAAUCAUUCUCCAAACCUUCCUUAUGGCCAGUUUCAGAACAUCAGUUAAGACUUUAUUUUCCCUUGGUAGCACUUUAUUUCUGGAGUUGAAAUAAGAUUUUUUUUUUUUUAAUGUUUCUGUCUGAGCUUCCUUAAAAAUUCUCACUUGGUUUUGAUCAUAGUUCAUCUGCCUUUUUCUAGACUAUAAUCCCAAGGCUGAGAGAGUUGGGGUGACAGACAGGGGAAGAAUGGUCAGACCAAUGCACUGGUCUGACUUUAUAAAUUAAUAAAAUAAACAAUUAAGCAAUAAAGUAUAUGAUUCAUUCA
Eptesicus fuscus (big brown bat) is the source of this 1453-nucleotide messenger RNA. RefSeq names its product chromosome 22 C1orf43 homolog (gene LTAP1). Lineage: Eukaryota; Metazoa; Chordata; Mammalia; Chiroptera; Vespertilionidae. The transcript is spliced from 7 exons. The record is from RefSeq and is a predicted model, not a curated record. Gene Ontology annotation, biological process: phagocytosis. Bases 210 to 1001 code for a protein of 263 amino acids.